AUGCGCCCAUCAAUCGGCUGGAAAACUUUUUACGCUGGUUGGGCCCUGGCCUCAACCGGCUUCUGCACUAGCAGUGGCCUCUUGGCUGACCUGCAAGUCGAUCUCCAAGAAUGGGCUUCAGCAUACAACCAGUCCGUCGCCGCAGUGGCAACCCUAUCCAAUGUAGACAAGAUCCGGCUCAUCUCCGGCCAAAGCGUGCCUUCCAUCAACUUUGAGCCCUAUACAGCCGACGACGGCUCCCAAGGGCUAGAGAGCUUCUUCUACGUGACCUCAUUUCCUGAAUCCUCGGCGAUGGCCCAGACCUGGGACCCCGAGCUCAUCAAAGCCAACUUCCAUGCCGUCGGUCAGGAGUUCUACGGCAAAGGCUACACCAUGAUCAACGGUCCAACGGUUGGCCCACAAGGCCGCACCCCCUGGAGCGGCCGUCUAGUGGAAACCCUAGGUCAGGACGUCUACCUGGCCGGAAUUGCAUUCGCACACGCCACCGAGGGCAUCCGCGAAGCCGGCAUCAUCCCCUGCGGCAAGCACUUCCUCCUCAACGAGCAGGAAACCAAUCGCUCCGAAGUCUACUGGUCCAACAACGGAGUCACCGUCCCCCUCAACAACACCGCCUACUCCAGCAACGCCGACGACAAGACCCUCCACGAAGCCUACCUCUGGCCCUUCUACGAUGGCGUCAAAGCCGGCCUCGGCGCCGUAAUGUGCGCCAUGAACCGCGUCAACGGGACCUACGCCUGCGAAACCCCCAACCUGCUCAACAACAUCCUCAAAACCGAACUGGCAUUCCCAGGCUUCGUCACCCCAGACACCUCGGGCCAACACACAGCCCUAGGCUCUGCCAACGCCGGCAUGGACUUCGGCGCUACCUCCUUCUGGAACCCCCAGACCCUCCUCCCAGCCCUCGCCAACGGCUCCCUCUCCCAAGCCCGUCUCGACGACAUGGCCAUCCGCAACCUCAUGCCCUACUUCCAGCUCGGCCUCAACACCAAAACAAUCCCCCCCAAUCCCCCGGCCACAGCCCCCGUCGACGUCCGCGCCAACCACCGCGCCCUCGUCCGCAAAGCCGGCAGCGCAGCCAUCACCCUCCUCAAAAACACCAACAACACCCUCCCCCUCCACAACCCACCCUCCAUCGGCAUCUUCGGCUCCCACGCCCGUCCCACGCUCAUCGGCCCCGGCACAACAAUGGACGACGUGCACACCCACACCACCUGGCCCGGCCACCUCAUCUUCUCCGGUGGCUCCGGCAUCAGCAGCCCUUCCUACCAAAUCACCCCGUACGACGCCCUCCUCUCCAAAGCCCUCCAAGACGGCACCCAACUCAUGUGGGCAAUGGACGACGACCUCCCCAUAAUCCCCUACACCGCGGUAACCGGCACAAUGGGAACCUCAGCAGCGCCCACCUUCGCCGGCUACGCCUCGGCCGUAUCAACCUGCCUCGUCUUCAUCAACGCCUGGAGCGGCGAAGGUCACGACCGCAGCGAACUCCGCAACAUCCCGCAAGACAAGAUGAUCCUCACCGUGGCCCAGAACUGCGCCAACACCAUCGUAAUCAUCAACACCGUCGGCGCCCGUCUCCUCGACUCCUGGAUCGACCACCCCAACAUCACAGCCGUCCUCUACUCCUCCCUCCUAGGCGAACAAUCAGGCAACGCUAUCAUCGACGUCCUCUACGGCACCGAAAAGGUCUACCUCGAUUACAAGUACUUCGACGCGCACAAUAUCACCCCGCGCUAUGAAUUCGGCUUCGGGCUCUCUUACACUACUUUCAACUAUUCGGUCCCUCCUGCGAUCAGCUACGUGAAUGGUUCCGCUCUUGCCCAUCCCAUCCCCACGGGUAAACUUAUCCCUGGCGGGAAGGCGGAUCUCUGGGACGAGGUCAUGCGGGUUACGAUGAAUAUCACGAAUACGGGGGAUAGGGAUGGUGCGGAGGUCGCGCAGCUGUAUGUUUCGUUUCCUGAGGAGGCGGAUCAGCCGGUUAGACAGUUGCGAGGGUUUCAGAAGGGCACUUCGAUUAAGGUGCUUGGUAAGGAGAAAUGA
Aspergillus costaricaensis CBS 115574 is the source of this 2040-nucleotide messenger RNA. RefSeq names its product beta-d-glucoside glucohydrolase D. The record is from RefSeq and is a predicted model, not a curated record. Gene Ontology annotation, molecular function: beta-glucosidase activity. The transcript has 4 exons. Gene Ontology annotation, biological process: glucan catabolic process. The coding region runs from base 1 to 2040 and encodes 679 amino acids. Lineage: Eukaryota; Fungi; Ascomycota; Eurotiomycetes; Eurotiales; Aspergillaceae.